Messenger RNA from Talpa occidentalis (Iberian mole), 3908 nucleotides. It is a transcript of the gene ELAC2, whose product is annotated as elaC ribonuclease Z 2. Gene Ontology annotation, molecular function: 3'-tRNA processing endoribonuclease activity. Gene Ontology annotation, biological process: mitochondrial tRNA 3'-end processing. The record is from RefSeq and is a predicted model, not a curated record. Gene Ontology annotation, cellular component: mitochondrion. The transcript is spliced from 24 exons. Lineage: Eukaryota; Metazoa; Chordata; Mammalia; Eulipotyphla; Talpidae. Bases 16 to 2481 code for a protein of 821 amino acids.
GGUGGAAGCUGGUGGAUGUGGGCGAUCCGCUCGCUGCUGCGGGCUGCGGCAGGGCGCACCAUGUCGCAGGGAGCCGCCCGCCGCCAGCGGCCGCCCAAGGACCCGCUGCGGCACCUGCGCACGCGGGAGAAGCGUGGCCCGUCUUGGGAGCCCGGAGGCCCGAACACCGUGUACCUGCAGGUGGUGGCGGCCGGCGGCCGGGACUCGGGCGCGGCGCUCUACGUCUUCUCUGAGUACAACCGGUAUCUCUUCAACUGUGGAGAAGGCGUCCAGCGACUCAUGCAGGAACACAAGCUGAAGGUGGCUCGUUUGGACAAUAUCUUCUUAACCCGAAUGCAUUGGUGUAAUGUUGGGGGACUGUGCGGAAUGAUUCUUACCUUAAAGGAAACUGGACUUCCAAAGUGUGUACUUUCUGGACCUCCACAACUGGAAAAGUUCUUAGAGGCUAUCAAGAUAUUUUCUGGUCCAUUGAAAGGAAUAGACCUGGCGGUGCGGCCUCACUCUGCACCAGAAUACAAGGAUGAGACCAUGAUGGUUUUCCAGAUCCCCAUAUACAGUGAACAGAGGUGUGAAGGGCAACAGCCAUCGCAGAGUCCAGAAAGACUCAGUCCACAGCAGUCUUCUGACUCUGGGUCAACUGACAAUGAGCAGCAGCUUCCAGAUGGUAAUGGUGUUCCCCGCAAAAUGGGUGGCAGGGAUCCCUCCUUGGUGGUAGCUUUCAUCUGUAAGCUUCAUUUGAAGAAAGGAAACUUCUUGGUGCUCAAAGCAAAGGAACUGGGCCUCCCAGUUGGGACGGCCGCCAUUGCUCCCAUCAUUGCUGCUGUUAAGGACGGGAAAAGUGUCACUUAUGAAGGAAGAGAGAUUUUGCCUGAAGAGAUCUGUACUCCUCCGGAUCCUGGUCUCGCUUUUGUUGUGGUAGAAUGUCCAGACGAAGGAUUCAUUCAACCCAUCUGCGAGAAUGCUGCAUUCAAGAGGUACCAAGGAAAUGCUGAUACCCCCCUCGCCCUGGUGGUUCACAUGGCCCCAGAGUGUGUGCUAGCGGAUAGCAGAUACCAGCAGUGGAUGGAGAGGUUUGGGCCUGACACGCAGCACCUGAUCCUGAAUGAGAAUUGUGCAUCAGUUCACAACCUCCGCAGCCACAAGAUUCAAACACAGCUCAACCUCAUCCACCCGGACAUCUUCCCCGCACUCGCCAAUUUCCACUCUAAGGAAGCAGGUGCCGCCUUUAGUGUGCCCACAGUUCGGGGUGAAUGCCUCCUCAAGUAUCAGCUCCGUCCCCGGAGGGAAUGGCAGAGGGAUGCCAUUGUUACUUGUAAUCCUGAUGAAUUUGUGGCUGAGGCCCUGGAGCUCCCAAAUUUCCAGGAAAGCGUACAGGAAUGUCGGAAGGCUACCCAGGAUGGUCCUGUCCUGGCAGAGAAAAGAAGCCAGUAUCCAGAAAUCAUCUUCCUGGGAACAGGGUCUGCCAUCCCAAUGAAGAUCCGAAACGUCAGCUCCACACUUGUCAACAUAAGCUCUGACAAGUCCCUGCUCUUGGACUGUGGCGAAGGCACGUUUGGGCAGCUAUGCCGUCACUACGGAGAUAAAGUGGACAGGGUCCUGGGCAGCCUUGCCGCCGUGUUUGUGUCCCACCUACAUGCAGAUCACCACACGGGCUUGGUAAACAUCUUGCUGCAAAGAGAACAUGCUUUGGCAUCUCUGGGCAAACCAUUUCACCCUUUGUUAGUGGUUGCCCCAACCCAGCUCAAGGCCUGGCUACAGCAGUACCACAACCAGUGCCAGCAGAUUCUGCAGCAUGUCAGUAUGAUACCUGCUAAAUGCCUUCAGAAAGGAGCAGAGGUCUCUAACCCUGCAAUUGAAAGGUUGAUUAAUUUGCUGAUGGAAGCCUGUGAUUUGGAAGAGUUUCAGACCUGCCUGGUCCGGCAUUGCAAGCAUGCCUUUGGCUGUGCACUGGUCCACACAUCCGGCUGGAAAGUGGUCUAUUCCGGAGACACCAUGCCCUGUGAGGCUCUGGUCCAGAUGGGGAAAGAUGCCACCCUUCUGAUACAUGAGGCCACACUGGAAGACGGCCUGGAAGAGGAAGCCGUGGAAAAGACACACAGCACUACCUCCCAAGCGAUUGGCGUGGGGAUGCGGAUGAAUGCGGAGUUCAUCAUGCUGAACCAUUUCAGUCAGCGCUAUGCCAAGAUCCCCCUCUUCAGCCCUGACUUCAACGACAAAGUUGGAAUUGCCUUUGACCAUAUGAAGGUCUGCUUUAGAGACUUCCCGACAGUGCCCAAGCUGACUGCCCCCCUGAAAGCCCUGUUUGCCGGUGACAUCGAGGAGAUGGAGGAGCGCAGGGAGAAGCGGGAACUGCGGCUGGUGCGGGAGGCCCUCCUUUCCAGAGAGCGGGCUGGUGACCAUGAGGACAGCGAGCCCCAGCAAAAACGGGCCCACGUGGAGGAGCCUCUUAGUCCACAGAGCAAGAAGGUCAGGGCAAAGUGAAGAUCCUGAGGCUCUGAGCUCUGCAGGCUCACAUCUCCUGCCCCACACACAGGCAGCGCGGGUACUUCAACAGGAAGGAACUUUGGAGUAGGUGAGUUGAAGCAGGGCCUUGACUUGGCUCCUGGGUACUAGCCUGCUAGAUCCUCCUAUGACUGGUGUUUGGCAAAGCCAGGAACAAGAGGCUGCCCAGUGGAAGCAAGCAGGGAAGUAAGGCAUAAGGAAAAACUGGCACCACCCCCCACACUUACUCCAGCCAACUGAUUCCCUCUGCAAGCCAGCAACAAGCCAAGUCCAGGAACCUUGGGUGGUGUACAUGAACUCUUAAGUAUCCAAGAUUAAAGGAAUAGUAAUUCCAAAGAAACAGAAUGCAAUAAAGAUUCCAUUUGGAACCUGCGUGCUUUGCUUCAUCCUGGUGCCACCUCCAAGCAGAAGUUUCCACGGGCAGUGUCGCUGCUGCCAGGUACCUGAUGUGCCCAGAAGCCAGCUCUGAUGGAGACAAGGACCCUUGGUGCCUGUCCUAGGCAGCCAGUACUGCUCAGCAGUCUAGUUUCUUGACAGAAGUCAAGUUUUACUGGCGCAAAGCAGUGGUAUGGCCUUUACACACUCAAGAGCCCGGGACCUGUGCAGUGGCUCAGGAAAACAAGUCUUCCUGUUGUUCCAGGUGAAAAUGGAGACAGUAGGUCUGCUCUUCCUUGCCCAUAAUGAGAACCAGAGUCACUAACUACCCUUGAAGUAUUGAGAAAUAUCACAUCAGCUGGUCCCCUCCCCCUUCUUUUGGGAUUUAACAACACAGGUUAGUGCUUAGAAAUCGAGAAAAUUCAUUUUCAAUGAAUCUGGCAUUUAUGUAUUCUCCCCACUCAGGAGAAUAUAGAGAAAGAACUAAAACUCAGGUGAUGAGAGAGACCCAGAUUAAGGACUUGGCCUUGCCCAAACCUGCCUCAGGUUCCUCCUGAGGCAGCUAGAGAUUGAUUCCCUUGUCCCGCAAUUUCAUUAUUAAAACAAGAUAUGCCACGCCACGCUCAGGGAUAAUAAAUCUAUUUUAAUAACGUUACUUUUGACAACUAUUUGUACAUGUAUUUAAAGGUAACUUUCCAUCCCCGGGCUCCGUUACAAAUUGGGUACUGAACCACCCUUUACCAGGAAAUGAGCAAAGCUGUUAACAUCAAAAAUCUGCAAAUCCUGCUGUCAGUUAAGGGUUAUUUUACACUGUGUUGGGAAAAAUAACUGAGCAUUUAAGUUUCUCAUUGUACAUCUGUACAUUGGUUUAGAUUGAAUGGCUCAAAUUAAACAAAUAUAGAGAGAUUUCAUAUAUACAAAUAUUAUAGCAAUGUUUAGGUAUAUCAUAUCUAUUUUAAAAGGAUAAAACUGUGAAGUUUGACUGUGCAUGCAUGAUCUGAAUCUGUUUCUCGCUCCCUUAAUCCUCAAGU